Messenger RNA from Cucurbitaria berberidis CBS 394.84, 1116 nucleotides. RefSeq names its product PIG-P-domain-containing protein. The record is from RefSeq and is a predicted model, not a curated record. The transcript has a single exon. Lineage: Eukaryota; Fungi; Ascomycota; Dothideomycetes; Pleosporales; Cucurbitariaceae. Bases 1 to 1116 code for a protein of 371 amino acids.
AUGCCUCCAGAAAGCAGAGGGAGUCAAGUUCCUUCGGGCUUCCAAUCCAGAAUUAGCUCGAAUCUACCGACUCUGCGAUCGCUCGAGGGUCGCGAACAUGAAACCCACACGCCCUCGUCCCUCCCGUCUGCAGGAUCGCGCCCGGGGAUGACUUCUCGCUCUCCGGUCUCGAGUAGCGCUGUUUCUGAGGCGGCGUCUGAUAGUCAGGACGAAGAUGAGGACCCAAUUGCAUGGGCGGAGUCCGAGAGCGAGAGCGAAAGCUCAGAGGAAGCAGAGGGGAACCCGCCUACCACGCGAACACUAUAUACAUCACGGUCACACAGUCAACUGCCACGGCAGACAGCGACCGCGCUCUUCCCGCCCUUCUACAACCGACCGCCAACCCCUCUACCACCCUCCCCGUCCUUGACAUCGCUGCUCCGCCCCUCCUUCAGCGCCGCAACCUCACGCCCCUCUACACCAGAUUCCUCCGAUGUAGACAUUCCCAUACCACGCGGGGCCUCUGCCUACAGCGCAAGCAAGCCCGCCUCCAGCACCACGAACCUCGCCAACUCAGCGCGGCUUGCGCCGACCGUCCCUCGGGCGUCGCCGAAGGUCCCCACAUACGAAUACUAUGGCUUCGCGCUGUACUUGGGCAGCUCGGCCGCGUUUCUCAUGUACAUUUUGUGGGCGUAUGUGCCAGCGCCGAUGCUGCAUCAGAUGGGCAUACACUACUACCCGAAUCGCUGGUGGGCGCUCGCCGUGCCGUGUUGGCUCGUCGUUCUAGUCAUCUACAUAUACGUCGCGCUCGCGAGCUACAACACGCGCUAUCUCACGCUCCCGCUCAGCAGCAUUGAGAAUCUCGUUGACGAAUGCGCGCAAGUCGCUGUUGUAGAUAGGAAGACUGGCGAGAUCGUACGAGAUCCCGUUCUAGUUACGGACAAGCUGCAUGAGAAGGAUAAAGAAAAGGGAACAGGGGCUGGUGCGCUCGCGAGCCGCAAGAGCUCCUUCUCUGCAUAUCAGUUCGGCGCCGAUGAGUGUGUGGACUGGAAGGCCUUCUGGAGUACGGGCACGGACGCCGUCAUGGAUGUGCCAAUGGGCGGGGUGUGUGAGAUUCUGUAUGGGAGCCAUGACUGA